Messenger RNA from Olea europaea var. sylvestris, 2038 nucleotides. Its product is annotated as protein disulfide-isomerase-like. The transcript is spliced from 11 exons. Lineage: Eukaryota; Viridiplantae; Streptophyta; Magnoliopsida; Lamiales; Oleaceae. Gene Ontology annotation, biological process: protein folding; response to endoplasmic reticulum stress. Gene Ontology annotation, cellular component: endoplasmic reticulum. Bases 132 to 1616 code for a protein of 494 amino acids. Gene Ontology annotation, molecular function: protein disulfide isomerase activity. The record is from RefSeq and is a predicted model, not a curated record.
UGCAACGCUAUCGUUAUCGCCCGUGACCGACGCACAUGAUCACAUAAAUUCCUUAAUUCAUGAGUUACAUUUUCACACGAAAUACUUUAGGAUAACUGAAGAUAUUUUGGAGCUGAGAUUUUAGAGACUAAAUGGCGUUAUCGAGGGUUUGGAUGUCCUUAUUCUUGAUCGUGUUUACUUUAACUGGAUCGAUCUGUGAAGAAGAAUCGGAAUCUAAAGAGUUCGUUGUGACGUUAGACCACUCCAAUUUCACUGAUUUCGUAGCUAAACAUAAGUUCAUCGUCGUUGAAUUUUACGCACCCUGGUGUGGUCACUGCAAGAAACUCGCUCCUGAGUAUGAGAAAGCUGCGGCUAUUUUGAGCAAUAAUGAUCCUCCAGUUGUGUUAGCCAAAGUUGAUUCCAAUGAGGAGAAAAAUAAACCUCUUGCCAGUGAGUAUGAAAUUCAAGGUUUUCCCACCCUUAAAAUUUUGAGAUAUGGAGGCAGUGUUGUUCAAGACUAUAAAGGACCUCGUGAGGCCGACGGCAUUGUAACUUAUUUGAAAAAACAAAGUGGCCCUGCGUCCAAUGAAAUUAAAUCCCCUGAAGAUGCUACUUCUGUGAUCGACGAUAAUAAGAUACUUGUGGUUGGAAUAUUCCCUGAAUUUUCUGGGGAGCAGUUUGACAACUUCACUACUUUGGCUGAGAGAUUGCGUGCUGACUAUGAGUUUGGUCAUACUUUGGAUGCUAAGCUCCUUCCUCGUGGGGAUGCAUCAGUAGCUGGACCAAUUGUUAGGCUGUUCAAGCCUUUUGAUGAACCAUUUGUAGAUUUUAAGGACUUUGAUGUGGAUACUUUAGUGAAAUCUGUUGAAGAAACAAGUAUUCCUACUGUUACUAUCUUUAACAAUGACCCAAAGAACCAUCCGUUUGUUAUCAAAUUCUUCAACAGCCCCAACUCCAAGGCAAUGUUAUUCCUGAACUUCAGCAGUGAGCAUUAUGAUGCUUUUCGAUCAAAAUAUCAUGAUGUUGCUGAGCAGUUCAAGGGCAAGGGCCUAAGUUUUCUUAUCGGUGAUGUCGAUGCUAGUCACGGUGCUUUCCAGUAUUUUGGGAUUAAGGACAAUCAGGUUCCUUUGAUAAUCAUACAAACAAAUGAUGGAAAGAAAUAUCUAAAGCCAAAUGUUGAGACUGAUCAGAUUGCAGCAUGGGUCAAGGACUUUACGGACGGUAAUGUGCAACCAUACAAAAAGUCAGAGCCCAUUCCUGAGGCCAACAACGAACCUGUUAAGGUGGUGGUUGCUGACAACUUGCAGGACAUGGUCUUCAACUCAGGGAAAAAUGUUCUAUUGGAGUUUUAUGCUCCGUGGUGUGGACACUGCAAAAAAUUAGCUCCAAUUUUGGAUGAAGUUGCCGUAUCAUUUGAAAGUGAUCCUGAUGUUAUCAUUGCUAAAAUUGAUGCUACUGCAAAUGAUAUCCCAAAUGAAACUUUUGACGUUAAAGGUUAUCCAACGUUAUAUUUCAAGACAGCAAGUGGAAACAUAUUGCCAUACGAAGGAAAUAGAACGAAGGAAGAUAUGAUUGAUUUUAUUCGGAAGAAUCGAGCUGUAGUUGCAGAACCAGAAUCCAGAAAGGAGGAGCUGUAAUUUAGGUGGAGCAUCGUUAUUUAGUCCUUUUGUGAAAACAAUCAGAUGAUUUUGGCAUCUCAAGAAAUUGAUAUAGGAACGCUUUGAGAUGAGAAUCUUAUCCUGCUGAUCAAAACCUCCUAACCUCUCUUUCUCCUUUACGGCAUUUCCCCACCGCUAGAAUACGAUGUACAAUAAAAGCAAGAAUCUCGUUCGGGAUGCAAAUGCUAGUUUCAGGUUUUAUAAAUUUCAUGGAUCAUGUGAUGACAGUCUUGUUAAUUUAAAUUAGAAACAAUAAUUUUCGUCCAAGAAUUUUCCGCACUUCAAUUUCAACAUUACACUGUGAUCAUGUGCUAGCAAACCAUUUUGUGGGUAAUACACCAUUGCUUGGAACAUAUACCUAUCAUUCUAUCACUGUUAAAUUAGGACAGGCAGUUCUUGAA